AUGGCACCCGACAGACUGUCCCGAGAGCGGUGCGAAAGUACCGAACUUCCCACACGCUGCCUGGACACCACCGAGUGCACACACCCCGACACCCCCGCGUCUCAACCACCACACGCACACACACAUAGCAGUCCAUCAGCUACCUCGGGCGAUGACAGCCCAGACAAGCACCGGCCAGCCACCGAUAGGUAUACGCACACACGUACACAGAGUCACAAGUCUGGUUUAACGUACACUGUCGCCAGCCGCAGCGCUACACACCUGUCUGCUGUACCGGGUGAGGGGUCGGCACGGGACAGGCCCAGGUCACAGCCACCCAGGCGCAUCUGUGCCCUGCCCCCGAAACUAGUGUUUAAGAGGACCAGCACCCAACCGAACCUCAACCGCACCUCGGAUUUCGGGACAGGGCCGGGAUGA
Messenger RNA from Sphaeroforma arctica JP610, 417 nucleotides. RefSeq lists its product as hypothetical. The transcript has a single exon. The coding region runs from base 1 to 417 and encodes 138 amino acids. Lineage: Eukaryota; Ichthyosporea; Ichthyophonida. The record is from RefSeq and is a predicted model, not a curated record.